Callorhinchus milii (elephant shark) is the source of this 2784-nucleotide messenger RNA. It is a transcript of the gene mpp1, whose product is annotated as membrane palmitoylated protein 1. The coding region runs from base 88 to 1539 and encodes 483 amino acids. Lineage: Eukaryota; Metazoa; Chordata; Chondrichthyes; Chimaeriformes; Callorhinchidae. The transcript is spliced from 12 exons. Gene Ontology annotation, molecular function: signaling receptor binding. The record is from RefSeq and is a predicted model, not a curated record. Gene Ontology annotation, cellular component: cell-cell junction; plasma membrane.
GUACUGUGCCGGGCUGUGCCGGGCUGAGCUGUGCUGUACUGGGCUGUACUGUGCCGGGCUGUGCCGGGCUGAGCUGUUGGCAUCACCAUGACCUUGAAGUCCAACAAGAGUGAGUCUGUGAGUCCUUUCGCCGCUUUUGAGACCAUGAACAGCUGCCGGACUCCGCUGUCCGACCUGUACCUGGAGCAGCUGCUGCUCAGCAAAGGGAAGUCUGAGGGUUUCACACCGACCCACGACAGCAUGGCCCAGGAUGUCUACAGUAACGGCAGCGCCAACUCCUCCCCGUACAUGAACGGCAACAGUAAAGAGCACGAGGCGCAGAGCGUGAAGAAGGUCCGACUGGUCACGUUCCAGAAAAACUCCAGUGAACCCAUGGGUAUCACACUGAAGCUGAACGAGAAGGGGCGCUGUGUCAUCGGCCGCAUCCUGCACGGGGGAAUGAUUCACAAACAAGGCAGUCUGCACGUGGGUGAUGAGAUCCUGGAAAUCAAUGGGAACAGUGUGGUCAACCAGACAGUGGAGGAGCUGCAGCUUCUGCUGAAAGACAUGAAGGGAACGGUUAGUUUGCAGGUCCAGUCCAGCUCUCGCUGCAAUGUCCCUUCCUUUGAGAUGUACAUGCGAGCUCAGUUUGAUUACGACCCAAGGAAAGACGACCUGAUCCCGUGUAAGGAGGCCGGCUUGAAGUUUAAGACGGGCGACAUCCUCAGGAUAAUCAGCAAGGACGAUCCCAACUGGUGGCAGGGCAGCGUUGAGAACUCCUCCCUCCCACCCGGACUCCUCCCUUCCCCAGAGCUCCAGGAAUGGCGGGUGGCCAAUAGGAACGGUGCCAAUCAGGACGGCACGUCGGGCUGUGGGAUGUUUGGGAAGAAGAAGAAGCAAUGUAAAGACAAGUACCUGGCCAAGCACAGCGCAAUCUUCGACCGGCUUGACCUGGUGUCGUACGAAGAGGUGGUGCAGCUCCCUGCGUUCAACAGGAAGACACUGGUGCUUCUAGGGGCUAACGGAGUUGGUCGAAGGCACAUCAAAAGCUCUUUGGUGACAAAGCAUGAAGACAAGUUUGCUUAUCCAAUUCCACACACCUCCAGACCAGCAAAGAAGGGCGAGGAAGAUGGAGAGAGCUACUACUUCAUUUCCCAUGAGGACAUGGCAAAGAACAUCUCCAGCAAUGAGUUCCUGGAGUACGGCAGCUUCCAGGGGGCCAUGUUCGGAACAAAGCUGGAGACCAUCCGUGAGAUCAACCAAGAGCGAGGGAAAAUCGCAGUGGUAGACAUCGAGCCCCAGGCCCUGAAGAUUCUCAGGACAGCAGAGUUUGCUUCGUUGGUUGUAUUCAUUGCCGCUCCAUCUACAACGCCUACCAAUCAGUCUGAAUCCCUCAAGAGAAUCCAGAAGGAAUCGGAUCUCCUGCAGACCGCCUACGGACACUGGUUCGAUCUGACGCUGGUUAACAAUGAGGUUGAAGAAACAGUGCAGAAACUGGUGGAAGCGAUUGAGAGUGCAUGUACCACGCCUCAGUGGGUGCCUGUGUCGUGGGUCUACUAAUAGAUCAUCAGUAUUGGAAUGGAUACAAUAUACUUUUUAAGAAACCACAUAAUCCCCCCACGUUCAGAGAAUGUGUGUGUGGCAACAGACUGGGUUGGUGUCUGUCCGUCACCCAGUUUUUAAUCUAUAUUCACAUUUUGCCUGUUUAUGGGAGUUCAUCCCGUUGGUACACUCCAUUCUGUAUAAAGGAUGAGGCCGUAUUUACACGGUCAACAUUUUUGACAACAUAUAAAUAAAUAUUACGUGGGAGACAUCAAGUGUUCGAUUAAUGUCAGAAAUGCCAUAUUUUCACCGUCUGUGCUGCUGUCACCAUCCCGUUUGUCUGAGUUUUGUUUGAAUUGUCCACUUUUUUAUAUGCGUUUUUUGGGAAAAAAUGUUUGUACCAUUUUAAGCAUUUUCUUACAGCUGGGCAGCUCCGAGCCAUCCCUAGACACACACACAACACGCCUUUUUGAACAGGCAGCUCUUGGAAAGGAAUGCUUCGCGAUGUGCUCAGCCCCACAGGCAGUCGCAUUGUACAGCCAUUCCUGGGUGCAAACGUAUCUCUCGAUCUCACGCCAAUAAGACUAGUGAACCUGUACAACCCUCCCCUCUGCAAUGUUAAUCAGGUAUGAAUCCCUCCCCCUCAAAAAAGUUUCUAAGUUUUCCUUGCUUUGCAGUACAUCCUGGCAUACGAGUGCGUCCAUAUUGCACAUGUUCUUGCCUGUAUUUAUCCCUGUAAUUUGCACAGCUUGCUAUUUAGUACAAUUGCACCACUUGAGGCCAAUGGCCAUGGUUGUAUUAAACACGUCACUGCUUGUCCGGUCACAGCAGCUUACAUACUAAAUGAACAAAGGCAGGCAAGCAGCAUGUCUUAUUACACAGGUAAGCACAACUGGUGGCUGAAACCCACAGUGCAACCUGUACCUUCCAUCCGCUAUUGUGCAGAGUAGUGCACCGGGUAUGUAGGUUCUGUGUACAGUACUGACAUGUACUUAUUUAAAUGCCCGAUCUGCUAAAAUAGGUGAUUUUACAGUUAUGGUCUUCACCUCAAAGACAAGAUGCGAGUACAUUUGGUCCUUGAGGUCUUCAAUUACUACACAGGGAGAGUAAUUUGAACAGGUUGCACUCAAGUGUGAAAGAUGUGUAAUGCUAUUAAAUAAAAUAAACGCACAUGUUCUGUACUCAUUCCCCUCCUCCCUUUACCGCAUCUGCAUUUUAAAUGUUUUACUGAUUAGCUGAAUAAAGGCAUUUACGUUUACUCAA